AAUUGGCUCUGUCUAUGGAGGAUUGUGCGGCCUUGUGGAUCACUCCAUAGUCCUAAAUUCCGACUGUCACACAUGUGCGAUAGUACAGCAGUGAUGUGGCUCGUGCAGCUGCUGAAGAGGAUCCACCGGAAGAAAACGGCGGCGCCGGCAAGGGACAUGUUUGGGUAAUUCAAUCUGACCUUUUCCUGCACUCCUCGACCCCUGGACCACCAGUGGCAAUGUCACCGUCAGAGGUCUUUGUGAAUUCUGCAAAGUCUCCAAACGGUGACAGUGCUGCUUUCAGUAACUCUCUCCAUGGCAACAUCAGACUUGAAUACAAUUAACUAAUCCUCUUCUCCCAAGCUCUCACGGUUGCAUCAUUCUCCCAAAGAAUCCUCAAGUUUUAAGUAAGAUAUGCAAAACAUUUUCACUCCUUUUAGCUAAAAUCAGAAUUUAACAGCAAGUUAUCACAUAUUGCAAACACAAAACUUUACUUGAGUAAAAAAAAAAAAAAAAAAAAAUACUGUCUAUGUAAGUGUGAUUAGAUUUUCUUUCAUUUUGAACCUGACAUUUAUUUGUGUUUUGCAUUUUAUACCGCAAACUACAUAGGCCUUCAAAUUUAGAUAAUUAAUUAUACUAUUUUUAACAAACAAAGCUUGUCUUAGCUAAUCUUAAAUUUAUGUCUUUCUGUCAUAGAAAUUAUUAUUUUUUUUGGUAUAUAUAAUUUUAUAAUACAUUUUUAAGAAACAGAGUUCACUUUUCAUAUCAGAAAGUAUAAAAUUAGAGUUUGUUUGUUGCUUUUUUUCCCCCAAGUUCCAAGUUUUUGUACUGCUUGCUCACGGUGAGAAUGGCUGUUUCAAAAAGCAAACUCCUCACAGACCCCUGUUGUUCACAAUCAGCUUGUCACUGCAAAUCAGCUUACUCAACCAAUUAAUAAAUUCCUUCAUAACACAUUGCAGCCAUUCUACAUAGGAAGCUUUUUGUUGUUUGCAUUAACCUUUUAAAUCCUCGCCUAGCCCCCCAAAAAACGUGUGAUCUAACAAAACACAAAUUUGGGAUAUUUUCUUUUUUUUUUUCUUUUUUUGCAACGAACAGAAGCAGUGAUGUCGAACUCGAAGAAGCGUUUGUUAUGGAGAAGUGGGUUAUUCUUCAUCUUUUGCACACUCUUUGUAAAAGCCCUUGCUGAAUCCCGCCAUGGUAAGACGAACCAAACUUCCAUCCGAGGAAGUCUCCUGCAAACACUACACAAUCUACUGCCUGGAAAUGAAACGGACAGUCCUAAGAAUAACUCAAGAGACGUUUUGACAAUGUUGCUGGAGCAGGUGCAAUGUCCUCAAAGCAAUACGGACAGACUGCAAACUUGUAAACGGGUCAGUAAACAUGUUAUCGAUGUAGAUGCACUACUAACUCAUGCUUUAACAUUUUUGUCUUUGGUUUUCGGUUGUCUUUGUUUUUUUAAAGUCUGGAGGCAUGUUGCCUGCUGCUCCGGUUCUGAAAGGGUUAUUGAAUUGUGUGCAGAAAAACAUAUUUAGCAAGCUGUACCACUUUUCGGUUUUAACUUUUUAAAAGGUUUUGGGGCAUUGAAGUUUUGUUAUAUUCAACCUAUUCUACCCAUCGUUAGCCAAGUACUAAUAUUUAUCAGUAAAUAUUAAUCAAAUGAAAUAUUUUCAUUAUUUUCAUUAUUCUAUUGUAUUUAUUUUUAUUGAGGAAUAAAAGCUUGGAUUUGUUUUUAAAUAUUGCCUUUUAUUAGUAAGAAGGUUAUUAUUGACAAUACAUUUUUUUUUUUACAUCAGUUUUUUUAAUGUAGAUACAUGGUCUGCAUGCAUGAUAUUAUUACUAUGGAAUUGUAAAGUCGUAAUGAAUCAGUUUUAAUGUAUAUCAAGUACAUUGUAUAUGCCUGCAAUGAGACAGGUUAUAAUCCAUAACAUAUAAUUAUAGCUUUGUAUAAUGGAUUUUGUUAAGUCUGAAACUAUUCUGCAUUACUAGUAAUUAGUAUUCCAGCAGUGUUCACUAAGCCAGUGUAACAAAUUGUGCCAGAAUACGUGAUUUGAAUAGCUAAGCCGCAAUGCUGGACUUCUAAACUCAAUGUCCACAUGUGAUGUUUCCUCAUUCUUCACAAACAAUUCUAAAUCACUUCCUUUACAUGAAAAACUAAAAUCCAUAUUUUGUAUGGGUUCAUUUUUUAUUUUUUAUUUUUUUUCCAAUACAUAUUUAGUUGCUUUUAAUUUAUCAAUAUAUUGUAUUUUGUGAAGAAAAUAUGUCAUUACUAUUAAAGUUCAAGAAAUUACAAAUUUGCUUCUUUGUUUUUAGUGUUGACCAUAUAAAACGUUUUGUAUAUUUUGCUUUUUAAAUUAUAAUUUUGCUCUAUCCAUAGCAAGUUUUAAGGACUGUCCAACCCUGAUCCUCAAUUUAUUGUUGGGCUACAUUUUCAACAACUCUGUCAGCCAAAGUAUUCUACUGAAUAUGGAUGUGCAUGUUCAUUUUGUUCAUUUGUCCAUACAAUAGAUUCUGUAUAACAUUCUCAGUGUAAUGAUUAGAAAUGAGAUUAGAAAUGACACAAUGCACACAUAUAAUUAUAUAUAAAGUAAGUAUCACUAGUACUGACAUUGAAGUCGCAAACCUUUAUAAUGAAGUUCACAAUGAUUGUUCACACAGCGUAUAGCAUAUUUGGAACAGACAUUACUGUGACACAAACCGCCAAGUUUUCCUUUUGUACCUUCUCUGUUAAUUGAACUUUAAUCACACACAGGAGGCUGCUGCAUGCCACAGCAAGCGAUUAACAGAGAAGGAAAUAAGAAAUUCUAAAGUAAUCAAACAGUGCUAUAAUCAAAGUUUAAAGAUUAUGACUUCUUUUUCAGAAAGUGCGUAGUGAGGCUCUGCAAGUUUCAGCCACAUAAGGUGUGUUUAGUUCUGCAUAAAAAAACGUGGAUUACCUCGUAUUUGGGCAGUAAGGCUGCAGGAACAUGAUCUACACACCACAACUGCUUCAUUAAGCUCAAGCUGUUUUGGUUCUUUGAGUGUCCCUUAAUUCUAUAGACUUUUGAUGUAAACAGUUACAUAUUCAAAACAUGUUGAUAGUUUAGAAGUACAAGAAGAAUAAUACAUAUGUUUUUCUUUAUCAGGACUCAUGUGGAAUGGAGCAUUUUAGUCUGCUGGUUUAGUUGAUCAUCACCACUUGAUGAGGUGAUGAUUUACAUAACCGCACCAGAAUAGGCAUACCAGUUUUACAAAUUAAAGUUUGGAUAAAUGAUAUAUGAGAUCUGUUUGGUGAGCAUGUUGAAAUUGGAUAUAUCUGCACUGUACACAUUUCCACCAGCAUCUCUUUAAUUUAUUUUUCAUUAAACCUACCUUUUUGUUUUUUUCAAAGGUAUCAGUGGUUAGAAAGGACAAGUAGGGGUACAGUGGAAAAGGUAAUAAAGUGUCAGGAUGCAGAGAGAUAUUUUAAUUAGAGUAAAUAAUUUGGUGAAAGGGAAAGCUGAACUCACACAGUAGUGGCGACUCUUACUGGUUGAGCAAUACUUAGAAGUGUUCUCGAUUUGUUGAAGUGGAUAAUGGAAUGUUGAUGAAGCCCAUUGAGAAUUGCUAUGGUCUCAUAGGGUAAAGAUAAAUGAGUAGAUACGGAGUUUGAAAAUAGACAGAUGUGGUUUGUAAAAUAAAUAUUAUUCAGGCUAUUCACUAAAGUUAGAAUUUGGGGAAUUUAAAGUCGGUUUUAAAUUUUAGGUCAAAACAGUUGAACUGGGAGCAUUGGCAAUAUUUUCCACCAUGGCUAUUUUGGCUUUCAAUUUUAAAUGCAUUCUGAAUUGACUUUAAAUCCCAAACGAUUCUCGCUGUAGUAAAUGAUCCUGUAUAUGUUUGUUUCUAAGUAGGAUAGAAAAAAAGUGCGCUGUGCCUUUAAGGAUAGUGAUUCAUAUAUACACCUGUGUAUUCAUAUACAUAAAGUGCAAAACAGGUCAUAUAAAAGUGCAAACCCAAAUACACUAUAUGCAAUAUAUAAUGUAUCUUAAAUCUAUCAAAAAAGGUGCCUAAGUGAUACAAUGUAUAAAAAAGAGCACUUACAUAAAUAAGUGCUCUUACAUAUGUCCUCCCAAAUAUUGGAUAUAUCAGGCCAAAUUAAGAAAAGGUAAGGGAAACAGGAAAAAAAAAAUUAGUGUAAAUCUGUAGAUCAAGCACAGAAAUAUAAAAUAGUAAACCAAUCAACUCACGAGCAGGGAGCAGUAAAAUUUUGCUCUCACUUUGAUAGCCCAGAUAUCUAAAGAUGCAGGACCACCACAUCACAGACAGGACAGCAGCUGGAUGUAGUUCAAACCUUUAUUGGUAACAGUAGAAAACUUUAAAAUCUCGAGCUCAUUCUCUGUAGAGCCAGUCCUCCUACUUUCCUGACACGCUGGCUAGCACUUGCGGCAAUUAUCUUCGAUAUUUCCUUUUUCUUUAUAUUUUUUAUAUACAUUAUAUAUUGCAUAUAGUGUAUUUGGGUUUGAACUUUUAUAUGACCUGUUUUGCACUUUAUGUAUAUGAAUACACAUACACAGGUGUAUAUAUGAAUCUCUAUCCUCAAAGGCACAGCGCACUUUUUUUCUAUCCUACUUUUAUACAGAGUGUUUUUGGAGCUAUUUUACACCUAAUUUGUGCUGCCUGCCUUUUGUGGUAACAAAUUUCACUUUUAAAUUAUUCACAGCGCCUUAUUUUAUUUUUUUCGUUGUAUGUUUGUUUCUAGGCUAGAGGGCAAGAGGGGGCUGUGAAUUGGAUUUAGCAAUUGACUGGAGCAAUUGACUGGUUAGAUGGGUGGGUGACUUGUUAAAAGACACAGUGCAGGAAUUGUUAGAGAGGUAAGAUAAGAAUACUCUGAUAUACCACAACCUGCAAAAUUAGAUAACGGUUAAUAAAUUACAUGAAAAGUAUUGCAUAGCACAGGCUGAGGAUAGAUGAGAAUUUAGAAUGUCGUGAUUGACAAAGAAAGUGAUGGACCAGAAGGAGAGUAGUUUAUGUUGAAUGGGUCAGAAGGAAUGAAAAUUGUAGAAGACAGUGAGAAAGGACAAAAUAUGUCGCUCGAAACCAAGUGAAGGUGCCUGCUGAUGGCACCAAAUGUUGAAUUUCCCACUACCAUUGUUUUUCAGGCUGAGAUCUGUAAACUUUGAUUGUAGCUGAUCUUGAGGAUUUUCCAACAGAUCACAUUUUUUAUAAAUUUUGUAGUUCAGCUUUCAAUACCUUACAGUUCUGUGUCAAGUGAAUUAUGUAUUUCCUUAUAAUGUUUGUUAAAAAUAAUUUAAAAUCCAAACACACUUUGAUUUAUUCAGUCUAAAAGACUUAUGACAAUGUUUACUUUAGUGGAAAAAAUAGAGAGGUCCAGGCACUCCAGAUAUCAGUAGAAUAGGCAAUUUAUUAAACUCACAGUCAAGGCAACGUUUCGACCAAACUGGUCAUGAUCAAUAUAAAAAUAAGGUGUGAAAAAUGCUGGAAAGUACUGUUUGCAUGCUCGAUUGUGUUAAUUUAGUAUUCUUAUAACACCCUUGUAAAUCUUUUAUUAUUAUUAUUAUUAUAUUUUUCAGUGUCUACAAGCUGAUCCCUUGCUGCUAAUAGCCGGAACAGAAACAGGCAAUAAAAUAGAUGAAGAAUCAAUACAAAAAAUAUCAGUUAUACUUCUGUAUUAUAUAGUAUACCAAAAAGACUUCUGCUCCACUAUUCCUGGCCACGUUGACAAGGAUUAUAUAUUUUACCUCAACAACUUGCUUCAUUUAAGGAACGAAGAAGACUGUCAUGAUCUGUCUUCUAAUGAGAUAGAGGAUAUCUUAGUAACAGUAAAGCACUAUUUCCAAAUAUCUGAUAAACAAAAGGUAAGACUAGUGUCUCAUGAGUUCCGUGAUUUUCUCAGUAAUUUGAAAUGUCAUCACUAACUUUAUGCCAAAAUACCAAAACUGGAAAGAUUGCUGACUUAGAUAACUAUUCUAAUUUGUCAACUGUAGCUUAAAUUUUAAAUUAUCUUUGAAUUCAGGUAAUUCAUACUUUAGUCAUGAAAGGGACACAAUAGUCACCAGAACAACUACAGCUUAUUGAAUUUGUUCUGGUGAGGAGAAUCAUUACUUUCAGGCUUUUUGCAGUAAACACUGUCUUUUCAGAGAAAAUGCAGUGUUUACAUUACAGCCUAGUGAUAACUACAGUGGCCACUCCUCAGAUGGCUGCUAGAGGUGCAUGCAGACACUGAAUUGAUAUUGAUUCAAUACAUCUCUAUAUGGAUAUGCUGCUUGGCCAGGACCAGUGUUUGACUUGUGCUGGCUCUGCCCCUGAUCUGCCUCCUGGACAGCCUAUGGGAAAGCAUUGUGGUUGGCUCAGAACCACACUUCUGAUGAUGUCAGCAGACAGCAGGCAGAUCAGAGGCAGCAGCUGCAGACUUGAAUACAAGUAACAUUUUACUAUAUUUAGGGGGGCAAGUUGGACCAGGGGGAUAGAUGGUGGUUUUAACACUACAGGGUCAGGAAUACAUGUUUGUGUUCCUGACCCUACAGUGUUCCUUUUACCUUGAAGGUGUCAUGCAUUAUCCUAUUAUAUAGUGUCUACAUAUAUAUUUACAAGUGCUGGUCCAUUCCACUGUCUUUUCUUGCCUUGACUAAUGUAAUCCGCUUCUCAGUGGUCUUACGUGCUCCUAACUUGCGCCAUUACAGUCCAUAAUGAAUGCGGUGGCGAGGCUCAGCUUCCUGUCCGCCUGCACCUCCCACGCCUCACCCUUCUGUCUGUCCCUACAUUGGCUUCCUGUAAGAUAUAGAGCUCAAUUGAAAAUCCUGGUUCUUGCUUUCAAAUCUCUACAUAAUGCUGCUCCCACCUAUCUAUCCUCCCUUAUACACAAGUAUGUCCUGUCUAGGCCCUUAUGAUCUGCUGAAGACUUACGUCUAUCUUCUGUCCGUACUCCCACCUCUGAUGCUCGCCUUCAAGAUUUCUCGAGGGCUGCGCCGUUCCUGUGGAACUCACUUUCCUCCUCCGUUAGAUUCCCGCCCAGUCUCCACUCCUUCAAAAAAUCAUUUAAAACCCACUUCUUCAUAAAAGCGUAUCAAUUAAACUGUUAAUAGCUCCUGACUGAUUCCUCUUCUGCAACUGUCACUAGUCUAAUACUAUCCUAACCUUUUGUGUCACUUUUUCCCACUCCCUCUAGCAUGUAAGCUCAUUGAGCAGGGCCCUAAACCUCUCUGUUCCUGUGUGUCCAACUUGUCUGGUUACAACUACAUGUCUGUUCGUCCACCCAUUGUAAAGCGCUGCGGAAUUUGAUGGCGCUAUAUAAAUAAGAACAUAAGAAGAAGAAGAAGAAAGAAAUUAACCGUAAAAGGUUGUGGUUGGAUUUAAACGCAAGACACCUGUUGAUUCAUAUUCUGUAGUGGCUCCACACUGCAUUUUGAAAUUCAGAGGUUUAGGUCAAUAACUUUAAUGUGUUAAUCAUAAUUAGUAUUUUUAAUUUUUCAACAAAUAUAAGAGGAAGUAUGAGAGCAAGACUCUGUGUAGAUAUGCUCAAUUCCUCUCUUUUGAUUCUUUCUACUCCUUAAAAUAUAUUUUUCAUUAUAAAAUUCCCUAUUUAUUUGUUUCCAUCUGCAAGCUUUUAGCUGAAUUGGAGAAUUUUUUGAAAAUGGCUACAGUAGCCUAGACUUUUUUUUGGAAUUCAGUUUCCUGCUAUUUAGUGUUGAGUCAGCCUGCUUGACUGGCCGCUGUGCUUAGUCAAUAACUCCUGGAUCCCUGUGACUGUUUGGACAUGGACAUUUUUAUGAAAAUAACCCCCUUUCUGCUGUUAAUCCACCAAUACUAAUACAUUACCAAGUAAAACAAUUGCCAAUCAAAUUUCCUGUUUAAAUUUCUUUCAGUGUGUUGAUUUGAAUUUUCUGGAGAAAGAAUUUGGGGUAUUGCACGUUGUAGGAACUGAUAAAACUACUCUUCCAAGGCUAGCUGAAGUGAUUCUUGCAUUAUCGAUACAGCGGGUUUGUAUUCGACAGACAGAGUUGCCAGAUGCUGACUUCUUUACAGAUUUUAUCUUCCAAUCUCUGAACAGAACCAGUGAGCUGUUUGCUCCAGGUACGAAUGCUGACAUUUAUCAUUAAGAGUUUCUUGUGUACAAACAUGUCCCCUCUGAGACUCGGAGCUGACAGUAGCAGCAACGACUAUUCCAACCUCCCACUACAAGCAACAUUUAUGGACAGUUAUAUAUUUUAUACAUAAAUACACACACAAUCUCCCUUGCUUGUAUUACACAUCUACUUCUUGCAAACAUAUACACAUAGAUAUACACAAAUAAAAGCAUCCCAUUUCUUAAUUGUACAUAGAAAAUAAAUUAAUGUUCUCUGUUUCUCUCUCUCGGGGUUAUCCACUAAAGUGAGAAUGCAAAGGGAAAUUCAAAUUUAAAGCGGCAAUGUCAUGCCGUGCUUACUUUUUUCCAAUCACUUCCUCUUUUUUUUUUUUUUUUUUUUAAUCUAUUUUUAACCAAAAACAUAAGACCAAAACAGAAACUACUUUAUCACAGUAUGUUUCUUCUGCCUGACACUUCUAGACACUGGACGGAGCUACCACCAUCAAGAAGUGUCAAUUGACUCUAUAUAUGGAGAAUCCCGCAGUCCUCCAUAGACCUCAAUACUGUACUCUUGCCCAUGUGCAAGAGUACAGUGGUGAUAUCGGCUCCUGAAGCAGAAACCGAAAAGAACUUGCCAGAACAGGGUGGCUCUGUUGUAAUAUGUUAGCUUUUUUUUGUUGUUUAAUAACUUUUUAUUUAGAUGGGUGAGUCCAUUCAUUAACUUUGUAAAAAGGUUCACAUAUCAUGUGUAGUGCGGGACUCGUAGGUCCGUGUCAAUUAGAAGUGAAACUGUGGAACACGCAGGUUCCAUGUACAUUCAAGUAACAUGCAAGACUUGCAAGUCUCAAUUUGAGCUUUUUAAUUAUAGCUAUUGUGCUGAGAGGCAACAAAAAUUAAAGUUUAAAAAAAAAGAUAUGAUUUAAUGCCGCAACUGACUGCUACAAAAAUUCUUUAGUUUAGGAAAAAUUAUAUGACCAAUGAAGAUCACUGAAUUCCCAUGAAACAUGAAUAUAAAUUCAUCAUGUUUAGUUAGUAAACUGUUUUACACCUCCACAUAAUCUUCUUUCCUCAGACAUAGAUGAGCUUAUUGGAAAACUUAAAGCAGUAAUUGCAUGUGACACAAAAGAUCACAAUCACAGAAGAAAACAGAGGAGUCUUGUAGUACCAGGAACAAAUCCGGAACCCCUACCUGUCCCACGGGAAAGGGAAGAAGAACUGCAGAUUAGAAAUCAAGAAAUUUCUAAAAUAACAGAAUACUCGACACAAUGGAAGCAGGUAAAAGAGACUGCAUACACACACACACUGAUAUAUAUAAUAGUGAACAUGCUAAAAUCAGUUAUGCUUUAACAUAUCCUGUAUCCUGUUAAUAAAAUAAAUAUGGACCAGUAAGGGCCUGGGGAUGCUCAGCCUCCUGGGCACUAUACAAGUGUAAGGCCCUAUUGAUAAAACAAAUAUGGAUCGUUAAAGGACCAAGGAGAUGCUCAGUCUCCCCAUCAUGAGUAGAUAUUCAAAUAUUGCGAGCUGGUUAUCAACAUAUCAAAUGGUAAUUUGAUUUGUGAUAAGGAGUGAGAGAAUUGCAUAUUUGUGGUAGCAGCACAGACUUUUUCACUUCUGUACUAUUAUCGUUAUAAGCGCCUGUAUACACAAUAUCACUACUAUUGGUUAUCCACAUACAUUUCGGUUCUGCGCGGAGCAUUUUGUUGCCUGGCCUCCGUUACCUGCCAUUCAGGUCUUUGCAAUUUGUAUUAAUUUUUGCCCUGGUGGUAUACUGUUGGCAAGGGCAAAGAAUAUUGGAGACUCUUUCUAAUCCCCUGUUACAUGACCGGCCAAAGAGGGAGCAAUGUUUUAAAUUCAUUACUGAUGUAUCAUGGUGCUCUGCAGUCACAUACUGGAAUGAAGACUGAUAUCUAAACAGUCUGUAGUAAAGAUAAAAAUUACCUGCAUUGGUCCAAGGGGAUCUACUGACCUCAGAGCAGUGUUUGCAUGCGCUCUGUGCUCUAGUCUGCUUCGUCAUCAUUAAGAUGCCCGGCACUAUGUAGCCUUUAGUGAUGAGACUUGUCCACAUUAUACAGUGCAGCCCAAAAUUUGGUGACCUGGCACCAAGAGACCAUCACUGACAGGUAGGAGAUAGUAGAUUAAUAAGGCGAGGCUAACUUGAUAAUGCAUUUGUGAUUUUACAGAUUCAAAGUUAAUUUUAUUGUGAGUUGGGGAGAGUGGGAAGGAUUUGGGCAAAACACCAGGUGGUUUUGGUACCUCACGUCACUCCUAGGUGAGGUUAAGAAAUAGAUGAUGUGAACAGGGGAACCACACUAAUACAUGAGGGGCGUCUAGAUCGUGAAACCAAUUGCAUAAGUUAGAGGUAACAACAGAAGAAAAAAGGAAAGCAGUAGAAAGGGAUGUAAAACAGUUAGUGAAUACAGUGAGUGCGCAGACAGCACUGGAACAGGAAGAGUAGACGAUUUUGUAAAACAAUGGUAUAUAGAAAAAGUAUAGGUUAAGUCUGCAAUAUGGGCCAGAGCCACUAUUUACAAUAUUUGUCUCUCAUUUCAACGUCAGAUAAACUGCUGGUAUAAAAUAAUUUCAUAUUUUCAAGUGUUGCUGCACCUUGAGCUAAGGAAGAAAUAUUGUUCUCUUAAAUUGUAUUUACCCACAGUUCAUCGAGGGAGGCACUACACAUGCAUACAGGUGUCUAUGAUUAUGUUUAUCUAUGGGGAUUUUUUCCUUAGGAAUUUGAGAUAAAUGCCAAUCACAGUGUAAUUUUAAUGGAUCCAAAUCCUCUUCAGUAGCAUUUUGUUGUUUUUUUAAUCAUUCUAAUUCUGCAUUUCUAGGGUCAUCCUUGUUAUUCUGCACAUGAACUUGUGAGGAUUUUUCUAAAGAACAGCCAUUCUCCUGUUUCUAGAGAACAGUUCAAGCAAAUGACUCCAGCAAUUAUUCAUCACCUUCUAAGCUGCACAUGUCAAUCAGAAGAAUCUUCCAGCACCCAACUACCUCCUCCCACCACUCUAGAGAGUGAGUGUCAUCAUAUAUUGCUGGUAAUUCAGUAACAUCUACCAAGUUGAACGGGAACCAAAAAAAUAUAUAUUAUAUAAAUUAUAUAUAUAUAUGUCCAACGGUAUACCUAGGUUUUCUUGCACCAAGUCCAGAACUUUAUGUCUGAGUCUCACAUAAAUGGAAGAGUUAUUACAAUUGGUACCCCCGUCCUGUAACUGUAGACAUUUUAUUUACUUUUUGCAAUUCCCCUAACAUCCUUUUGUUAGGGAAAUUACACAAACACUCACAUUUAUAUGCACACAUAUUCACACACUGAACACAGCAAAAGCUUACAUUGCAACGUUAACCAUCUUACAUGGUGAUUGGAACUGCUGUGUGGCAUCUUAUUCUAGGAAUUCCUUCUGCUAGCUAAGAGUUGUCAGAGCAAAAUCCACUUUAAAUGUUAGUAAAAAUGACAUUGUUGUGAAAGGUUUGCCUUUGAUGAUCCCAAGGUCCCAGGUGGGCCAAUGGGUAUCUUCUCCAGAGACAUUAUUUGUGGACACUAUAAACAACGCAAGCGAAGGGCAAAAGUGCAAUCAAGGACAUUGUAGAACUUCACAUAAAACUAUCAGUCUUUAAAUAUUAUGUUUUUAUACAUAAAAAAAAUCUAUUAAUGUCCCAUUUGCUCUGUGUCCUCUCUGUGUCUUGCAUGUAUUUCAGAAUAUGGCUACAGCACAAUCGCAGUGUUGCUCCUCACGGUGGGAUCUAUGUUCGGUGCCACACUCAUUAUAUUUAGUUCUUGUGAAGAGAAUUAUAAACUUAUCUUACAAUUGUUUGUUGGAUUGGCAGUAGGAACAUUGACUGGAGAUGCCCUUCUGCACCUAAUUCCGCAGGUAAAGUGGAUCUCUAUUUCCCUCAAUAUUUGUUUUAUGCAAUCUCCAAAAACAUUAAAGAAACGUAUUAAAAGAAAGUGUGCAUUUAGUAUUCACCUAUUAUCACUGAUCUCCCUCUGAAUACAAAUAUUGAAAACAUCAGAAAGAUAUCUUUGACCUCACUAUAUGGACAUGUAUUAGAUAUGUAUUGAUAACAAAAAUAAACAAUCAUGGUCCAUCAAAUUGUGUAAAUGUGAGUGGUCUCAAGGAGCCUACACAGUUGUACUUAAUGUACAAGUUGCACUAUUAUUAAUAAAUUGCAAUCAGAAUAAAAAUCAUGUCAUGUUUAGUACACAAAGCCACACUAAGCUUUUCUUAGUGUUUCAGCCCUGAUUUUCACUCUACAGAGAAUCAUAUGUAUCUGCCAGGGUUCUAUUCUGCCUCUCUGCAUCUCUGCAGAGGGACUGUAAACAGUGCUUCAUCCUCCCCUACUGCACAGCUGUCUUUGUAUUUGCAGGUUUUUUGGCCACAUUUUUGCAGCUGGGAAGGGGCUAAAGAUAAUCAUUGGUUUUCAUUAUCAAAUUGUGUGAAGAGAAACAAAUAUCAAAACUAAAUAUUUAUCUUCAUCUUUCUCCUUUUAUAGUCUCUGUCUAUUUUGUAUCACAUAGUUACACAGCUGAAAAGAGACAUGUGUCCAUCAAGUUCAGCCUUUCUUACAUUUGAUUUUUGCUGUUGAUCCAAAAGAAGGCAAAAAACACAGUCUGAAGUGCUUCCAAUUGUGCAACAAACAAAAAACAAAUCCUUCUGGACCCCAGAAUGGCAGUCAGCUAUCUCCUUGGAUCAAGAAGCUAUUACCCCUCUAAUUAAAAAUGAUAUCCCUGUAUACUAUGUUUUUGCAAGUAUUUAUCCAAUUGCUGUUUAAACAUCUGUAUAGACUCUGAUAAAACCACAUCUUAAGGCAGAGAAUUCCACAUCCUUAUUGUUCUUACUGUGGAAACCCUUUCCUUUGCCUUAGACUAAAUCUCCUUUCUUCCAGUCUAAAUGUGUGACAUUUUCUCCUUCUUCAUAUGUAUAAUCCUAUUUAUGAAUAGAUUUCCAGACAAUGGUUUGUAUUGGCCCUGAAUAUAUUUGUACAAUGCUAUCAUAAACGUCUGAGGUGCUGUUUUUCUAAACUAAAGAGAUUUCAAUUUGUUUAACUCUCUUCAUAACUAAAAUGUUCCAUUUCUUUCAUUAAUUUUGUAGCCCGUCUCUGAACUCUUUCUAGUGCCAUAAUAUCCUUCUUUAGAACAGAUGCCAAAAAUUGCACAUCAUAUUCAAGGUGUGAUCUUACCAGUGAUUUAUAAAGAGGCAAAACUAUAUUUUCAUCUCAAGAAUUAAUGCCCCUACGUAUACGUGACAGUACCUUACUGGCCUUAGCCAUGUAGAUUAAUUAGUUUUCAUAGGGAAGUGGUUAACACACAUAUUAGACUUAAUUUUGAAGGUUAAAACCUGUAGAAGUUUAUUAUCUUUUACAUUACGUUUUUUGUUGUACAAUAUUUUAGAUUCUUGGAAUACAUGACAAUAUGUCUCAUGAACAUGACCACCAAGAUGGAGGACACAUUGAAGAUAAGGAAUAUUUAUGGAAGAUAAUGGCCAUGAUUGGAAGUAUUCAUGGAUUUUUCUUCAUUAACAAACUUUUCAUUCUUCUUGUUUCAUCUUGGAGACAGGUAAAUCCCCACCACUAUUGAAAAGGUAAUAUCUUUGUACUCUGCUCACUUCACACAAGUUUUCAGAAUGAAUGGGCAACCCAGGUAGGGCAAACAUUGGUCUACAAGCUGGUUGUAUAAUUCUUUUUUUUUUUUUUCGUCAAUCUUUGUUUUAUUGAGGAAUGGAAAAAAAGAAUGUUACAUGUAGGAAACAUAUAUUCAAGUAUAAUGUACAAGAACUGUUUAUCAUUUCACUGUAGCUACUUGAUACCUCUUAUUUUUGUUUAAAACAGAUAUAAACCUGUAUAAGCUUGACAGACAUAUCUGAGUAGGGCCUAGUUUACACUUUUAAGUGAGCAGGUCUAGUUAGAUAUGGAGAGAUUAAUUAAAUAAUAGUAGGUAACUACAAGUUGUAUUUCAAGAGAAAGAAAUAAACCACUGGUAAAAUGUCAGGAAGACAACAUGCUAGGUUAUCAGGAGUUAGUGCAGUCAUGGUUAUGUACCUUAUGGAGGAGACCACUGAUAUUUGGAGAGGUAAUUUAUAAGACUCUGCAUAUCUCAAAGGAAUGUCACAGUAACACAAACAUAAAAUAAAGGAGCUAACAAACUCAAAUAAUUAAAUUUCAACAGCAGCAUAUGAACUUUGAGCCCUCAAACCAGCUGCAGUCAGCCAAUGCCUAUACGUGGCAGAGCAACCGCAUAAGCGGUGAUACAGAGGGUCCCAGAGCGAUGCAGGUGGGACAAAGCCUACAGUCGCAGGCCUGUGUAGAGGGUCUCAUCUGCAGACCACUGACUUGAGUGUUCUUUGAGUUCGAGGCAUUCCAAUGUCGGACGCAGAGGAAGGCACAGGUGCUCUGCUGCCGCCUGCAAUGGUCAGUCUUCUAGCGUGGUUGUUGAUGCUGCAGAGGCAAUUUCCUCAUGACUCUCAGCCUAGGUAGGCCGCUUGUGUGUGUGGUUAGUGUAGUAGUAGGUGCUUUGCCCAAAAGAGGCCGUCUCAGCCCCUCGUCCUCAGUCCUCUUCACAAUCUUCUCAGUAUGGGUCGGUGUUGGGAACAUGUGCCUCUCUAGAUUUGUCCAGAAGUGUUGAAAAGUCCUGUUCAGCUUUUCGAGUGUACGCUCUAUUAUUUUGGAGUGGUCUCCGCCGGGCUGCAAGUAAGAAUGCUCCAGCCUUGAAGGCUCAUCCGGCAUCUUGACAGGCCUCCGCCUGUGUUACCUGAAUUGCGGCAAACUACAGGAACCAGCUGAUAACCCUCACUGGUCGAAAGGGGGGUGGAAACAGGACCGGGGAGAAGUUCCUUCGGGGAGCUUCACUACAGCAGCCAGUGGGUAAACAAGGCAGUGGCCGUCCACCUCACCUCUCUGUCGAGUAGGCCGCAGGCUCCAGGAGCUCUAUCUCCCAGCAGGGCUGCAAAGAGUAUUAGUAAGGGUUUUGUAGGACAAAGCAGCAGGCCUUAAAACCCAAAAAUAGAUGAAGCCAGCUUGUCAGCAUUAUGGAGAGGACUUGCCCUGCUUGGAGAAACAUGCUCAUAUUCAAAGUAUUUUGAAAGUAAAAAAAAUAUGACUACUGGGAUAUUUUUGCUUUAUUUGCAACCAAUUAUUACUUUUUUUUUUCCUUAUACUGAACCGAGAAUAAAAUGUAUUUUCAUAUUCAGGAGUUGACCAUAGAAUAUGCUUUAAUAAAAACCGUCCCAAAGUCAUACAAGAAGGGAAUGGGGCAAAUCACAUAUUACUAUAGAAAAAUAUAACAUCACAGAGCUGAAAUAAUAGCACAUUGUACUGCCUCUUGCAUUACAUCUUCAAAGAAAUUCAUUUGUAUAUAAUAAGAAUUACAUUGUGUAAAUUAAACAUCUUUUUGUUAGACAAGGUGGCCUUGUAAAUUGAAAAAGAUUGCAUUUGCUUGACAAGAGAUAACGGAUUACAGAACAAAUUCAACGAAAGUACAGUGUGUCAUUAGGCAAAGAUUGUUAACCCAGGCUCAUCUUUAGCAAGGGCCAAGGGGAGCUUUUGCACUGAUGAAAGAAUGAUAAGGGUGAGACAGUAAAGGCUUUCCAUGUGUUUGAUCCUAGCCGUGGGUCAUUUAAGGCAACAGAAGUGGCUUUAAUAUUGUUGCAGUCGGUAUCUAGAAAAAACUAUUCUUAAGGACACCCAAUUCUAGCUUAGGCAAGGUAAAACCUGUUCUAGAAUGUACUUGCAUACACAAGGCUUAACAUUGCACAGGGCAAUGAAACUGUCUCUAAAUAUAUUCUCCAUUCUCCAUGUAUUAUAUUCAGUCAUUUAUUGCUACCUCAUUGGAUCUAUUUCUCUUAAAGGCACACUCUAAGUAUAAAAACAACUUUAGCUUAAUAAAUAGGGUUUAGUGUAUCAUGCCCUGCAAGCUCACUGCUCAAUCCUCUGCCAUUUAAGAGUUAAAUAAAUGUGUUUAUGCAGGGCUAGCCACACCUCUCCUGGCUGUGACUCACACAGCCUCCCUACACACUUCCUGAAAAAGAGCUCAAACUGUUAAACUACCCUUAUUACACAGUGUGUUUAAUUUAGAUGUUUUUAUCUCCUGCUCUGUUACUUGCUCACUGGAGCCUGCAGCAGAGUCUUGUGUGUGAUUAACAUAUAAGUAACAGAUCAGGGGGAAAAAAGGUCUAAACUAAGCACACUGUUCUGUAAACAUGAAGCCUUUCUUCAUGGAGGUAAGUCGCAACCAGAAGAGGUGCGGCUAAAACUGCCUAAACAGAAGCAAAAGUGAAUUAUCUUCUAAACGGUAGCAAUUGAGCAGUAAGACUGGAGUCGCAUGAUCUAUACACCAAAACUACUUCAUUUAAACUGCUUUAUACAUUUUUCAAUUCGUUAUCAGGCGUUGUAAACCCCCUUUCUAUCUAUUUGCCUAUUUCCUAAUAAACAGAGUCUAACUUAUCAGCGUCAAUUCAUAUGCAACACCAUGUCGAGCUUAUAUCUCUAUUGAACCGGUGUGUUGCUUCCUAACCAUUCUCCAGACACAACAGGGAAGUGUCACUAAACUCUAAUCACUGGUUGAAAAUGAUUAGGGUUAUAGUUCACAUAAGUAGGAGCCCCGGGAAAUGGUAGGAUUCCCCAACACAACAAAGUGUAACUAAUGUUGAUAAGCAGUUGCUGCAUGUAUUCUGGGAACGUUUUAGCGGCAAGGUUCCAACAAUAGGCACAGAAGAGACUGAUUUAAGAAGGCGUUAUAUAUUUCAGAAAAUAAAAAAAAAUGUCACUAGCUCACAUUUUGGGUUAUACAUAUACUGCAAAACAAUUACGGAAAAAAUGAAAACACACUGACUAUGUAAUUAUUGUUAUUACCCAGUGACAGAAUACAAAUCCUAUAGCACACAAAACAAUAUAUUUAAACAAAUGCAAAAUAUAGACAUUAAUAAAUAGGUGAUGUUUUCAGAUAAAAAUAAUGUAAAAAAAUACGUGAAAUUAUUUCAAAUUAAAUUUCAACUAUAUUCUGUCAAGAACAGAAUAAGCACAUUUUCUUCUUUAUAUUUUGGCUUGUUUUGUUCUUUUCUAUUUACUGAUGCAUUCAUUCCUAGCUCAUUAAUAAUAUGUUAGUUUGAAUGCAAUGUGGAACCUGUGAAAAGGUAGUAAAGAAAAUGUGUUGAAGCCCGGCAUUAAAAAUACUCUUCAACAAAUAAUCCCUUUUGAAUGCCAGCGGGUUGAAGAAGGCAUUACUACUGAGUUUGGCACUUAAAUGAAAGUAAUUAGCAAUGUGUUCACCUUUUUGAAUAGAUCAUGGCCACGCCAUUUUAUGAGCACUUUAUUUUUUCUGACUGUCCUUGAACUUUGGCCAGCGCACAAAAUAUUACCGUGCUGUUUUUUUGUGUCAUGGGAGAAGCUAGCAAUGUUCCAUUUCCUGAUUAUUAUUAUUAUUAUUAUUUUAUUAUUUAUAUAGCGCCAUCAGAUUCUGUAGCGCUGUACAAUGGGUGGACUAACAGAAAUGUAAUUGUAACCAGACAACUGGACGUACAGGAACAGAGAGGUGGAGGGCCCUGCUCAAUGAGCUUACAUUCUAGAGGGAGUUGUUAUAAAAUGGUGGACGGUGCCCUGUUGGGGUCUGACAGAGCAUCUCUAUAGCUCUUUCUGCAUAGCUAGAACAGGACAGGCAUCACCUGCUGAGCUAUUCAUAAUUAUAAAUAAUAUGGCCAUGAGAGGAAACAACAAUACUAAUUUCACUCUCUUUAACAUUUCAAAAACACAUUCAUUUAAAUGUUUUCAAAAAACACAAUAGGUAAUUGUAACGGAUCCCCUGUACUCCUGUUGAGUAAAUCCGUUAUGAAUCUCCCGAGUCCCAAGCGCAGCAGUGAUUAUAGCCUAAGUUCCCCAAACAACAGCCUAGACUUGAUGAAGGGUAAAACUAAUCUGUUUAAUCGGGGGUCAAUAGCCUAGUUUUAUACAAUACAGGCACACAGUAAACACACCCAUGACACUCCCACAACACACCCAUAACCAUGCCUACAACAUGUCCCCAAAAUGCCAUAAGCAAUGACUAAGCAUAAAACAACAAAAUAUGAAAAGCACACAAAAAUAUAUAUUUCCCACAUAGGAACAUCCCCAGGUAGCAUUGAUCUGAAUGCCCAACAUAUCUGAAAAGCGCUCUGAUCCCACGAACACAGCCGAAAUGCCACUGUGGCUGCACACAUGAUCCUGUGCCCAAAACAUGCGUUUUGUCCUUUUGCCGGUCAACUUCAGGAGUUCCAUGCGAAUGAAAUACUGAACGCACACUCUAGCUUCUUAGUAGCGUUUGUUUGUAUGAACCAUAUGAACAAACCUACCGAAUGGUGCUCACCUGACGUGUGUGGGGAAGGAGCAGGUGUUCGCCCAAGUUCAGCGGUGUUUGGGAGUUUCAGUGUCCCACGAACCAAGUCUUUUAAUAGCCUUUUAACAUGGCCCAUAGUCAGUGGGCAGGAAGCUAGCCUCAACACUCCUCAAGGAGCCAGUGGCGAAUGCUCAGGCAAAGGGGCGUUCAUCACAAUAAUGUAAUGCCAAGGGGAAUGCAUCCUUCUUUGACACAUUCUCUACUCAAGUGAUUUUUCUCAUGUCCACAAUGCCUUGCCCAAACCUAAUGUGUGUUUUUUUAUGCAACUUUUUUUAUCCUUAGUUUUUGUCAAAUAUGUUUUAAGUUGUUUGACAGAGAACAAGACUAUUCCAGUUCUUACUUGGCUGCCCGCUACCUAAUGUCAAAGUAAAUUCCUGUAUUGGUUUGUCCAACAUUGAGUGGUAAGGAGAGAGCUGGGGGCACAUUAAUUGAAGUAGAUGGGGUGCUUUGAGGGCCCCUUUAACAAAUAACUGCAUUUCAUAUGAGUCUAAAACGUUUAUAAAUUUUGUUUUUGUUUUUGUAAUUUCCUGGAGUUUUAUAUUAAUAUGCUAAGAUAAAUGAACUUUAAAUUUCAGAACAUGCAAUAAUACAUUUGAGCUCAUUAAAGGAUUAUAUAAAGGAAUUCAGAAUCUGUCCUUUGUAUCUUUUUGCAGAGCUCCUUCGUGUUGUAUUCUUGUAACCCGCCUGUGUACUAGUAUAAUUAGCAUGAUGUUAUAUGCACUGUCUCCGUGGGAGGCCUUUUAAUUUUACAAAGUAGACUUGAUGUCAAAUAGCAGAUAUCAGAUUUACAAAGUGCGUUCUUCUUAACCCCUUAAGGACCAAACUUAUGGAAUAAAAGGGAAUCAUGACAUGUCACACAUGUCCUGUGUCCUUAAGGGGUUAAUGGAACACUAUAUUGUUAGGAAUACGAACAUGUAUUUCUAACACUAUAGUUUUGGACUAUCUAUUAGGGUCCCCGGCCCCCACAGAACAGAGAAUACAAUUAUUUAAACUUACCUUUCCCACAUCACUGUGCUGGUCUCACCACGCUGGCCUCACAACAGCUGGAUUGAGAUCAUCAAUCUUGCUGAUCUCAGCCAUUUAAUGCCUUCCCAUAGGAAAGUAUUGGGAGGCUAUUAAGCAUGUGCCGCAAAUGCCACGCUUCACCAAUCAGCAUCUCCUUGAAACCAUACAUCACUAUGGGGAACAUUAAUUGUAGGUUAGGAAGCACCUCUAGUGGCCAUCUGAAUUACUGCCACUAGAGGUGUUGCUAAGCUGCAGUGUAAAUACUGCCAUUUCUGUCAAAAUUCCACCACAUUAAGCUGUAUGCUGUAGUCGUUCCAGUGACUAUAGUGUUCCUUUAACUUCCAGCAACCUAACAAGAGUUAAAGGGACACUAUAGUCACCAGAACAACUGCAGCUUAAUGUAGUUGUUCUCAUGUCUACAGCCUAUUCCUGUAGGCUUUUUAAAGUUCUCCAUAGAGAUGCAUUGAUGUAAUAAAUCUAUAUGAGGAAAUGCUGUUUGUCACAGCACAGAAUUUUUCCGCGAAUAGCCUCACAAUGCUUUCCUAAGGGAAAGCAUUAGAUUGGCUGAGAUUAUCAUAUUUGAUGAUCUAAGUCACAGUUCUGGAGCAAGGCAGGGCCAGCCACAGCGACUCGCUUGAAAAAUGGUGGGUAAAAACACUUUUUUUUUUAAUGUAAAAAAGUGGCAGGUAACUAAAUAAUGAUUUUACCAGUAUAGUAUCAGGAAUACAUGUUUGUGUUCCUGACACUACAGUGUUCCUUUAACCCCUUAAGGAUGGCGUUCUAUGCCGUCCGUUUUAGGGUGGCUCUAAAUGCUAGAAUGUCCACACCGUCCUUAUUACUUUCCCGAUCGCCAUCGUUCCCCCGCCAACGAUUAGCGUUUAUCCUGGUCUGGGGGGACUGUCUGACAGCCCAGACUAUCCCCCCUCAGCAACUGAGGCCCUCGCUGGCUAUGUAAUCGCUCUGAAAGAGCGGUCACAUUGCCGCAAUAGGCGUCCAUAGUGCUGCCUGCAGGGGGACUGCUUAAACUGACAGGCAACAAACAAUGCAAAUAGUUGUGUAGGCGCUUCAGAUAUAAUAUAUGUUAAAAUGUAAUUGGAUAGUGAGUGUGAUAAAAUAAGUGUAAUCCCUUAUCACCUUAAAUCAAGAAGUAAAAAUUAAAAGUAGAUCACACACACACACACACACACAGUGCAUAUAAUAUAUCAUUUUACUACCUAUUGUAGAUAUCCACAAUACUUUUCACACCGUGAAAACAAAAACAAAAAUCCAAAGUUUAAAAUAUGUAGAUUGCACUCACAAAGGUGGAGGCAAAUCAGGCUCAAUGCAUGUAGCCCUUGAGUGCCUAUACAGGCUUACGAUUAGCCCCAGUCAGGAACACGAAGUCCAGAAAAAUGGGUGUAUGAAUAUCAUUUUAUUUAAACAAGUAAUAUUAAAAAUACGGGACAAGGUUAAGGCAGGUAUAAUGCAAGAAUAAAGAUAAAUACACCGCAAACAUGGCCAAAGAAAAAGCAGCGCACAUAAAGAAAUAAGCAUAAAAACACUGCCACACAGAGUGCCCAAAUAAAUCCAGUCCACAGCAAACGCGUUGCAGCCCUAGAUAGGGCCUUCCUGGUCUGUUCUCAAGGUUUAAAUACCUCUCUUGAUGUGGAUAACUUGCUCUGGCUGGAGUCAAUUUCCAAUUUCGUCUAUAUUUCACAAUCUACAUAUUUAUAUAUAUAUUAUAAAAUAUGAAUAAUAAGUAAAUAAAAAUAAAUUUAAAAAUGUAAAAAUAAUAAAAAAAUAUAUAGUGUUUGUGACUAAGUGGCUACUGAAACUGGCUGGACAUACCCCAUAUUUAAUACCCUGGGUUGUCUACUUUUCCAAAUGGUAUGCCAUGAUGGGUGUAAUUCUCAUUCCUGGGCUACCAAAGGCAACAUAACCAGUCUGGUAAAUUUCAAUGUGUAUAAACUGAAAAAUGAAACAUACUAUAUAUGACCCUGUAACUUUCCAAAACAUCAUAAAACCUGACAUUCACAGUUAAAAUGCCAUGCAGAUCUAAAAAUUAUUUUUUUAAAUCUUUAUUUCUCACACUUUUUAAAAAUUUUAUUCAUAAUGAAUUAUGUUUCGUAUAUGAAUAGUUCAUGUGAAGUGAAAGCCCUGUUUCUCCUGAACAAAAUGACAUUUAAUAAGUGUGGGUGCAAUUAAUCUGAAAAAAGUAAAUUACGGUUGAACAGACACAUAGUGCAAAUUCCAGUUUUUGUUUACGUUUUGUUUUGAUCACAACGUGUACAACUGGCUCAGUACUUAAGCGGUUAAAAAGCGGUUAAUUAACUUACUAUUUUUUUUAUAAUUAUAUAUAUAUAUAUAUAUAUAUAUAAAUGUAUGUAGAGGAACAAGCAAUAGAAGUAUAGCGAAUUCUGUUAGCAGCGUCUACAGCUAUUGCAGCUUUUACAAAAUAAAAAAUUUUCUUACAUUUUAUUCAUAUUGGAGAACACCUGGGCAGUGUUACAUGCUUGGCAUUGUUUAUUUUAUAUAAAACAGGGAAACAGUGGUAACCUCCCUUCCCUGCUGUAUGUGCACCUACUGAAUCCUUGUCUAAUUUUUUGUGACAUGUGUAUAAACACAUGGGGGCAUGACCUACUGUUUCUUGUGUUGAUGGUACAGUGCUGUCAUAUCAACAUUUGUCACAGAAAGCAGUAACAUUUACUACUCCGGCUAUAGCUCUGCAUGUUUUCAGAAAUGACUUAACCCCUUCCCGACCGAGGACGGUUCAGGACCGUCAUCGGGAUUUUCCCAUUGCGGACCGAUGACGGUCCUGAACCGUCCUAACGGUUUCCGUUACUUACCUGAUCGCCGUCGUUCCCCCGGCGGCGAUCAGCGUUGCUCCGGUUGUGGGGAGACUGCCUGCAGCCCAGACAGUCUCCCCACACUGAUUUAGGACCCCUGUGGCCAUGUGAUCGCUUAACACAGCGAUCACAUGGUCACAAUAGGUGUCCAUGUGUCUGCCUGCAGGGGGACUGCCUGUACUGACAGGCAGUCUCCCUGCUAGUGUAAAAUCAAAAAAUAAAUUAAAGUUAAUGGUAAUAAAAAAAAUAAUAAUAAUUAUAUAUGUGUAUAUAUGAUAUAUAGACAUAUAUUAUAUCUAUAUAAUAUAUGUCUAUAUAUCAUAUAUAUAUAAUGCCAUACUAAGUGUAUUUUUAUAUUAAUAUGUACUUAUAUUAGUAUAAAAAUACACUUAUAAUUAAAUUACACACGUAUAUAUAUAAUAUAUAUAAUAACUAUAUAGAUUGUAUAUAUAUAUUAUUAUAAAAUAUAAAUAAUAAGUAAUUUAAAUUAAAUAAAUUUUUUAAAAAAUAAUAAUAAAAAAAUUUAAAAAAAUUAUAUAGCUAUAUGAAAUUUUAUUCUAACUGUAUUUUAAAAUUAAUAUAUAUAUAUUUAUAUCAAAAUACACUUAGAAUGAAUUUGUAUAUAUAUCUAUAUAUAUAAAAAUAAAUAAAAAUAAUACGAAAUAUACAUGUGUCCAUAUACAAAAUUACAUAAAUAAUUAUAUAAAUAUACACGUAGACUUCAAAUAUAUAAAUAUGCAUAUAUAUUUAAAUUCUAUGUGCGUAUUUAUGUAAUAUUUUUACAUAAUUCAGUAAUUUUAUUGAUUGCAAUUUGAGGGACCUGCCUGCCAACCCAGGCCGAAAUUCCAGAGAAUUUAAUUUGCUAGCACUGUAUUUUACCCUGUAACGUUCUACGACACCCUAAAACCUGUACAUGGGGGGUACUGUUUUACUCGGGAGACUUCGCUGAACACAAAUAUUAGUGAUUCAAAACAGUAAAACAUAUCACAGCGAUGAUAUUGUCAGUGAAAGUGACUUUUUUUGCAUUUUUCACACACAAACAGCACUUUUACUGAUGAUAUAAUUGUUGUGAUACGUUUUCCAGUUUUUAAACACUAAUAUAUGUGUUCAGCGAUGUCUCCCGAGUAAAACAGUACCCCCCAUGUACAGGUUUUAUAGCAUUUUUGAAAGUUACAAGGUCAAAUACAUGGGUCAAAUAUUUUUACAUUGAAAAUGGCCAGGUUGGUUACGUUGCCUUUGAGAGCGUAUGGUAGCCCAGGAAUGAGAAUUACCCCCAUGAUGGCAUACCAUUUGCAAAAGAAGACAACCCAAGGUAUUGCAAAUGGGGUAUGUCCAGUCUUUUUUAGUAACCACUUGGUCACAAACACUGGCCAAAAUUAGCGUUCAAUUUAGUUUUUUUACUUUUUUCACACACAAACAAAUAUGAAUGCUUACAUUGGCCAGUGUUUUCGACUAAGUGGCUACUAAAAAAGACUGGACAUACCCCAUAUUGAAUACCCUGGGUUGUCUACUUUAAAAAAAAUAUGUACAUGUGGGGUGUUAUUCAGAGAUUUAUGACAGAUAAUAGUGUUACAAUGUCACUAUUGAUAAAUUUUAAAAAUGCAUGUUUUGAAACCGCAAUAUCCUACUUGUACCUAUAGCCCUAUAACAUGCAAAAAAAAGCAAAAAAGCUCGUAAACACUGGGUAUUUUUAAACUCAGGACAAAAUUUUGAAUCUAUUUAGCAGUUUUUUUCAUUCGCUUUUGUAGAUGAGUAAAAGAUUUUUCAAGUAAAAGUCAAAAAACAUGUAUUUUUUUCAAUUUUUCAUCAUAUUUUUUUAUUUUUUUUAAAUUAAAAUACAUGAGAUUAUAUAAAUAAUGGUAUGUAAAGAAAGCCCCUUUUGUCCUGAAAAAAACAAUAUAUAAUUUGUAUGGGAACAGUAAAUGAGAGAGCGGAAAAUUACAGCCAAACACAAACACCAGAAAAGUGUAAAAAUAUUCCUGGUCGCAAAUGUACAACAUCGCAAAAACAGUCCAGUCCUUAAGGGGUUAAAAUGAUAAACCCCACCAUUGUAUUGACAUAACAGUUACAGAACCCAACAGCCAGUAUUAUGGAUAGUUUGAAAUGUUCUGGAAAAUAUUUUAUAGACAAUUCCAAAAAUAAUACAAACCUUGAAUAUUUAUAAACAAUAAUAUAAUGAAUAUAUUUGCAUUUUAUUUUUAUUUUAAUUUAUUUAUUUUAAUUUAUUAGUAUUUUUAUUAUUUAUUAGUCAUGCUUUUUUAGGUGACAGUUCAACUAAUAAAGUCAUUACAGUCAUUACUAUUAGACUUAACUUAGGCAGGGCCAGAUGAAGAGCCCAUUGGGCCUGGUGCUGACAAUUAUGUUGGCCUAAUUACAGAAUCUUAUCGAUAGAAAACACUAAAACAGUUAUACCUCCCAAGGGUCAUGUAUUUGAUGGAGAUGGUGCUGGUCCACUCCUCUCCUAAGCUUCUUACUAGCAGGCAGAAGCUCCUGUUAUACAGUCUGGGACAGAGAAAAAGUGUUUGUAGUCAGUGCAGCGGAAAGGGGACAUGCCACAGUGUUAGGGAGACUGAGGCAGCAAGAGCAUUUGUAUAGUGUGCAAAGUCAGCUUUACCCUAACUAAUUUCAUAGUGAGCCAGUCCACACCAGUUUGUCCCUUUACAUCCCUCUUAACUUUCCAUACUUAACCAAGAGCACUUUAUUAUUGAGAAUUCUACUUGAAUAUAUAUGUUAACUUAUCUACGUGUCAUUAUACAUAAAUAAAAAAAUGUAAUAUUGAAAAAAGAAUUAUUUUUUUAAAAGCCUUUCAUUGUGGCUCUGCCCUGUCGACUGAGUCUUGUGAAGCCUGCCUAUUACCUCUAAAGAUGCAUUUGGCAGCAGCUGAUCCCUGCUGUUUUUACAACUGAAGGACGGAAUAGGCAGUUGAUGACCCACUCACCCUUUCUCCCUUGGAAGAACAAAACUUUCCUACACAUCCAGUUUGUAGUGUGAUUGACCUUCUUUCCAUUUGGGAAAAAACACUGCACUACUAUCAAGUUCGGCCAGCUGUGUCCACUUAGGAUACAGGCACUGCAAGACUCGGAAAGGUAAAACCACCACAAUGAAAGACAUUUUAAAAAGGGGGGAGGGGGGGCAGGGGUAAUUAAUUAGAAAACAGGGGAUUUUCUUUCAAAACGAUGACCCAAUCACCCGUUCCAUCCUUUCAUGUUUUGAAAAAUCCCCCUUGUUUCCAUUAAAUGGCUCCUGCUGCUGCUAGGUCACAGUUUUUGUUUUUUUAACUGAAGGAUGGUCACUGGCACUGCAUACUGGAUGUGGGGUGAAGUUUUGUUCUUGUCAAGGUGGAAGAGGUGAGUGGGUAGCUAUUGCUCACCGAUUAUUUUCCUUCCAUAUUUGUAUAUAAAAGGACAAAAUAUUACAAUCAUUCUAAAACAAAAUUCUCUCAUUUACUAUUUGAUGCAAUGAUCCAACUUUGCGUACUCAGAAUUGUCAUUGUAAACAUGGUGAUAUUGCGUAGCGAUUAGGCCAGUCAAUGUUAUAGUUAUUUCUGCAUGCUGCAUAGUCAUAGUCCCCUUUUUUUCUGUUCCGGUUGUCCAAGUGACUUUCAGGAAUAUUUCAUUACUAAAAUUCGUCCGAAAUUAACAACAACAUGAACUAAGCUCAGUCCACUAAAAAACAAAAAACAAAUCUGCUGAUGCGUUUCAGAAGAACUGAUGUUUUUUCACCUGCCCAAGUCUAGUGGUUUUUGGUAAAAUAUCUAAGACAACACUAACAAAAAUAUAAAUAUUUAUUUUUGUAACAUAAAACUGCAUAGUGAAGAGUGAAGUGAUAUAAAUCUUUUGAAAAAGUGAAAAUAAUGUACUAGAUUUCGAUUUCAUAACAGCAUUUGAUACUUACUAUGUGCUAUUAUAUGUAUGUACUAAAAUCAUUUUUAUAUUAUUUUUCAGGGGCGUUCAUUUAUAAAUGGGCAUCUGACGCAUUCCCAUGACCUACCCCUGGAUUCUCACUUAAAUGAGCAGUCUCGAAAAGCUAAAUCAACGUCAACCAUUCAACUGGUAACAUUUUUUGUUGAGUGCGGUUAAUUUAAUAUUAUCUUUAUUUUAACAAUAUUUUGAUUUUGAACAGACAGGAUAAAAUCAUAAUUUAAUUAUCUUAAUAUGAUGCAUGCUGCAUUGUAAAAAAAAAAUAAUAAUGGGGAAAAAAAUUACAUUUUUGUCUUUAAUAUAUGUUAUUGAGGAAAAAAGAUGAAAGAAACAUUGUAAUAAGCAGACUAAAAGUAUGCAAGCAAGAAAUACUAGCACAAAUUAAACCACAUACUCCAUUUCCUCAGGAUUUGAUGUUUAAGAAAGGGAUGAACCAUUCUCUUUAAUAUUUUUAUUAGUGAUAUUGCAGAAGGUCUUGAUGGUAAGGUAUGUCUUUUUGCUGAUGAUACUAAGAUAUGUAACAGGGAUGAUGUUCCAGGAGGGAAAAGCCAAAUGGCAAAUGAUUUAGGUAAACUAGAAAAAUGGUCAGAAUUGUGGCAACUGACAUUUAAUGUGGAUAAGUGCAAGAUAAUGCAUCUUGGAUGUAAAAACCCAAGGGCAGAGUAUGGAAUAUUUGAUACACUACUAGCCUCAACAUCUGAUGAAAGGGAUUUAGGGGUGAUUAUUUCUGAUGACUUAAAGGUAGGCAGACAAUGUAAUAGAGCAGCAGGAAAUGCUAGCAGAAUGCUUGGUUGUAUAGGGAGAGGUAUGAGCAGUAGAAAGAGGGAAGUGCUCAUGCCAUUGUACAGAACACUGGUGAGACCUCACUUGGAGUAUUGUACACAGUACUGGAGACCGUAUCUUCAGAAGGAUAUUGAUACCUUAGAGAGGGUUCAGAGAAGGGCUACUAAACUGGUUCAUGGAUUGCGGGAUAAAACUUACCAGGAAAGGUUAAAGGAUCUUAACAUGUAUAGCUUGGAGGAAAGACGAGACGGGGGAUAUGAUAGAAACAUUUAAAUACAUCAACAUAAUAAAGGAGAAGACUAUAAUUAAAAGAAGAAAAACUACCACAACAAGAGGACAUAGUCUUAAAUUAGAGGUUUAAAAAUAUCAGAAAGUAUUACUUUACUGAGAGGGUAGUGGAUGCAUGGAAUAGCCUUCCAGCUGAAGUGGUAGAGGUUAACACAGUAAAGGAGUUUAAGCAUGCGUGGGAUAGGCAUAAGGGUAUCAUAACUAUAAGAUAAGGAUAGGGAUUAAUGAAAGUAUUUAGAAAAUUGGGCAGACUAGAUGGGCCAAAUGGUUCUUAUCUGCCGUCACAUUCUAUGUUUCCAUGUUUCUAUGAUACAUGUAUAGUGGGAUAGAUAGAGUAACAGACAAAAAUAGAUAGAAACGGUGAGGAAAAGAAGCAAACAUCAGUGCAGAUACAGAAAGGGGAAAAUGAAACAAAUAGUGAAUGAGGAACACAAAAGAGAGAAAGUGGCAAUGAGAGAAGGGGGAAAUACAUGGGCACCAGCCCCUUGCAAACACAGCUUAGCGGAGCCUCAAAACCAUGCAUGUCUUGAGACACAGGAGGAGAGGAGGGUUGAAAAGAGGACAAUAUUCAUUAGAGCUAAGAGACAUUUGGGUUGUAGGAGAUUACUAAGAAGUUUUUUUUUUUUUAAUUCUUUAUUUUUGUGUGCUUGAGUUUAACAAACAUUGUCUCCAAUGCCACAACAGCAUUGGAAAGAAAGAUUAAUGAAGCUAGACAUUUCACUUACAUGGCAUUUCAAUACACAGCACAACAUUUUUUUUAUUUUUUUUUUGGUACAGACUAUGCAUUAAAUGUCUGGCAUAUUUGAGGGAGAAAUACUGGGCUAUGCAAAGUCGUACACAUAGUGAGAAGUAAGUCAGAGUGGGGUGUAAAGCAUGCUUAAAGUCGUGUGUAGCUAGUCUCCAGGUAUGCAGUGGUAGUGUAAAAUGACCGUAGGUAUGCCAAUUAAUUUGAGUGCAGCUAGGGGCUACUGGCUGAGCAGUGGUAAUCAGUAUUAUUUGUGAGUGGGGAUCAGUAUUAUUUGUGAGCGUCUCGCAUCCCUUGGUCGAUAACACCACAGAGCACAACCUGAGACUGGAGUAGCUAUGAUGUGAAUGAGGAUUACCAAAAGUGCAAACGAUAUGAUAUAGUAUUUUUUCACGUUGACAGUAGUAAGUUGCGGGUCGCCUUAUUUAUCCCCAGCAUGGUCCCUGAGUUAUCUGUUUUUUAAUCUGUAUAGAACAAGUGCACUUUUAGUCGCGUCUCAAGAUUCGGGCCUUCCUGUCUACGGUCGUCUAGGUGUGAGCCCUUGUAAGGGGGUUCAUAGUCGGUUGUUGGGGGCCUGUCUGGUUGCAACUGGGCCUAAGUGAUCCUUUUAUUAGCUUGUUAUGCUGUCAUGUUUUGUUCUAUUCUCAUAAAUGAAAUUCCUACACCUAUAGCAAUGCUAGGAGAGAUAUUUAUAGAGUGUCUAUUAGUGAAGUUAGUGUGUGCUUUCGUGGGUAGGGUAUGCUAUGUCCCUAACCCUAGGGGACAUCGGGGGUGGGGGGGGAGGUGAGUGUAGUCUAGUCGAUGGCGAGCAGUCAUGAGCUAGAUCGUCUCUAGGAGGACGACUGCCUAGGUGUACAGAUAUCUCUGGGGUUUCAGUCAGAUCAGAAUAUGAAAGUUUUAGUUACCGGGCAAAGACAACUUUGAAAACAUAUUACAAAAUGUGAAACAAUAAAACUAUAGUGCUGCAACUUAAGAGGAGGUGGAACUUUAUGUCACGUCACCCUGCCCAUUCCGUGGGGUGAACGGGAUAAUGUUAUCCAAGUCCCAAGUCCCGUUAGCGUACCUGGCUCUCUGCUUUUGUGGGGCGUCAUUGAUGCCCACUGCUGCUAGGAAAGUGGCGGCUUCCGUCACAUCGGUUGCCUUCAGCUGUGUGCCGUUUUUGUAUACCGUAAGGGACCUGGGCGUUGACCAUCGGUAUAAUAUGCCCGCUUCUUGUAGUUUUCGCGUGAUGGGUUGCAUCGUUUUCCGCCAUGUUAGCGUGGAACGGUGGAGAUCCUGGAAAAGCGAGAUCUUGUGAAUCUCAAAGUCCACAGGUGUCUUGUUAAAUGUUGCUUUCAGUAGGGCCUGCUUGUCUUGUCUCGUACCACAGUAUAGGAUUAUGUCUCUUGGAGCUGUGUUUGCUCGGGGCUGUGUUCAGCGCCCUGGGGGACCUGGCUAUGUGGUAGGCCCCAUCGUGCGUGAAUUGUUUGGCCUGUUUCACCAGGAGUAGUUUGAACACCAUUCUCCUUAUGAGGUGUGGUAUUUCUUCGGGGCUGACUGUUUCUGCAACCCCUCGUAUCUUGAUAUUUUUCUGGCGUGCUCUUUCGUCCAUGGUGUCUAUUCUCAGCGAGGUUUCCGUGAGGGACCCCUGUAACUGUUUGACUGUGUCUGUUAAUGCCGUUAGCUGAUGUUGUAGGUCAGCCACAGUGGAGUCCGUUGCCUGGGCAUGAGCAGUUACCGCUUGCACUUCUGUGCGCACCGCGGCUAUAUCUGUCGCAAAUAGUUGUUGGAUGCGUUUAAAAAGGUUGUCGAUGUCCUGCUUAGUCGCAGGGCCCUGACUAGUCGGGGUUUGCGUUGUCUGGAGCCCUGUUGGUGGUGGCUCCUGUAUGGUGUCACUCACCCCUCCUGUCUCUUUAAGAUCCUUGGCCCCCGUUUCAGUCAGCUCCUGCUCCCUGGGCUUUGGUGUGCGUUGUAGCAGCAAGCCUAUGUCCUGCAUGUCUUGUGAGGCGGCCGCUUGGGAUUUGUGGGAUUUUUUUCCCCAUUGAUUCUGACCUUUGAGCCUGUGUCUGUAGGGGGUCUGGUGUGAGCCAGUCCAAGUCCCACCAUGCCGCCGAUGUGUGCAGUGUGAUUUUCAGGCCGACCGCGUGGGAGGCCUUGGGUGGUCGGCGUUUUUGUUUGGCGCCCAUUUGCUGAAGAACAGGCAUCGGUGUGUGCCUCUCACUCUCCUGCAGUCGAUGGUAUUGUGCAGGUAAGGCGUGUGCCAGUGGUUUUGGGAUAAAUCCCUGGUUUUUAGUUUUUAGGUCGAGGAGCCCCAGAGAUGGCGUCUGUGCUGGUCGCCGGUCAAGCUCCGCCCCCCAAGAAGUUUUUUUAAACCUCAACCCAGAAUGACAUACCCCACCACAUAUGGAGAUGUGUUCCCCUUCUGCUGCAGCUCUCGGCUUCUUUUUAUAAACAAUUUAGAAUAAAAAUCACAAAUGACCUAAAACAUGGAAUAUAAAACAUAACGAAUCAAUAAUUAAAUAAGAUGUGAAGUGUAUAGUAUAAUCUAUUGCUGUGUGAUACUUUUGUGUAAUGUAGCAUGAACAUGCUGUUCUUUUUUCAUUAAAUCUGUUGUUUUUAAACAUUUGUUUUUUGCAGAAGAGCAUAUAAUUAUUUGGGUAAAACAAUGUUAUUCUGCCUUUUUCAGAGAACUCCUGAAGACUGUGAACCUUCAGAGGGUAUUAUACCCGAUAUUCCACCAGUCAGUCUAAGAGGGAGAAAAAAGCGUAAGUACUCUCGAAAUUACAUUAGAGAAAGUACUCUGUAACCGCUGGUUUUUUAUCUCUAAAUUAUUCAUCUAUGCAGGUAGUAAAUUAUUUUUUAAUGUUACUGAGAAGCACUGUUUGAAGAAAUAUAUAUAUAUUUAAAAUAUUAAAAAAAUAUGGGUUUUUUUUGUUUUGUUUUAUUUAAUAGUUAAGGGGCUCAUCCCAUAUGUCAAAUUAGAUGGAACAAAGCUCUCUAUUGUGACUACUUAUUGUUAUCUCAUGGUCUGCAUUGUCCCCAAUGCCAUAACCGACAGUAAGUGGAUUUCACAUAUGGCAUGCCCUCAGUUUUUGGAACACUAUGCAAAAGAGAACUUUGCUACAUGUUGUACAGAUCUUUAAACAUGUGCAAUUCUCUUGGGAGAGAGAUUGAGACAUCACAGAAUGUACGCUCAUUUAAAAAAAAAUUUUUUUUAGCAUUGUCUACUGCACCUUCCAGGACACACUGAAUAGUUUACGAUUCAUCUAAAAAAAGUUACAUUAAAUACAGGUGAAGACCAUGAUGUGUUCGUAAUAGCCUAUUAGUGAGUAAACUGUUUUUUGUAUCUUUAAGACAAAGGUAUAAGUUUGCUGGCAAUAAUGAUUCUGGUGGGAGACAGCCUUCAUAACUUUGCUGAUGGGAUGGUGAUUGGAUCUGCCUACUCUUCUUCAACUGAAACUGGCGUAGCAACUACUAUUGCAAUUUUGUGUCAUGAGAUUCCCCAUGAAAUGGGUAUGUUGUAUAAUCCAAGACUCGUGCAAGCAUCAAGCACGAAAGAACUGAUACCAUUUUAUCAUAUGAUGACAACAAUUGUUAUCAUCCAUCUUUAGCUAAAAAUGUCUUUUUCUGGCUUUGACUGACGGCCAACCUCAGAGAUAAUUUUUAGCAUUUAUACUUUGUCAAUACUGUGUUGCAAUGCCUUGUUCAGAAUUUUUAAACUUUUCUAAACCACGAACAGACAUUAUAUAUAUAUAUAUAUAUAUAUAUAUAUAUAUAUAUAUAUAUAUAUAUAUAUAUAUAUAUAUUGGUAUAUAUAUAUAUAUAUAUAUAUCACAAUAGACAUUCUGUUUCUCACCAAUAAAAUAAUUAUAAAUUCAGUUGCAUCAACACACAUUUAAAAUAUAAAUGUAAUUGUAAUUAAAAACUAACAAAAGCAACCUUACUCUUCCACAUUAAAUAUGUUUAGAUUAUCAUUAUUAUUUUGAUGAUAUCUAAAAGUUAAUUGGCCCACCUAUCUAAUAGCUGUGCGUAGACAAAAGGCAUGAUUUCAACCUGCUGAAAUUACAUCUAUAAUGAAGAAUGAGAAAACUCUGUGGGAUGCUGCAUCUUGGAAAUCAUAUGUUAAAUAAUAUUGAAGAGUUUAAUAACAUAGGUGAUUGUAGAGAUAAGCCAUUAUGGCCGACAAUGAGAUAACGGAUGAAUAUCUAGAUCCUUAUUCCAUUCCACAUGUUUAUGGGUGAUUAGGCACUUAGGACACUUAGAUAGUUGGUGUUUAGUAGAGAUGUGCAAAAGUUUUGUUUUUUUCCUGUUUAUCAUGAUAAUUUAGAUUUUUGGUUUGGCCAAAAUUUAAUUGAAUAUCGAUUCAAACCAAAAUUUGUUCUUUAAUUUUUUUGAGUUUUGGUAGUGUAUUAAUGCCUAUAGGAUGAAUAAAGCCAAAAGGUGGAACUCACAACAAUUAUUCAUGCACUCUGAAGAACAGCAGCCGAUCAAGGAAUUGACAAAUUAUACCGAAUUAAAUUUGUUUGCAGCCAAUUCGUUCAUUCUGCCAUUAGUUAUCGACCCGUAUUUGUUUUCGGACUAAAUUGACAUAGCCAAAUUUUCAGUAAUUUUUCGAUUUAUCCAAAAACAAAUGCACAUGACUAGUGCAAAGUGACUGGUGACACUUGGGUGGUUAAUAGAAAUGUGUUAAACAGAUUUAUGCCAUUCAGUGUGUAAAUGAGUCAGUGUUGGGGUACAUUUCACAUAUGACAUAAAUGGGUAGAAAUUUCGUUUUAUUUAACUUUUUCAUCUGAUCUGCCUCUUCUGUUCUCUUGUUUAGCUGCAUACAUGAUUGGAUAACCUUCUUUUUUUUUCCAGGUGAUUUUGCAGUUUUAUUGAAUACAGGGCUGUCUGCCAAGAUUGCCUUCUUAAUGAACUUUAUAAGUGCACUGACAGCUUUUGCGGGUCUCUAUAUAGGCCUGUCUGUUUCAACCAAUCCAAAUGUCCAAAUCUGGAUAUUCGCUAUCACUGCUGGGAUGUUCUUGUACCUUUCUCUAGUUGAAAUGGUAAGUGUCGAUAAAAAGGUUACAUAUACAGGCUAUAAAAAAAUAAUUUAUUAUUAAUUCUUUCAGUUUCUGAGGGGGUAAUGCACUGAGAACAUUUACUGAUUUAGUACAUAUAAUUUAUGUAAAAUUCAGGGGAAAAAAUUGUUCAAAGUAUUGGGAGACAAACAUUAAGGGGUAUUCCCACAAUGUAUAACCUUUCAGACUACACAAGACUGAAUUGACUUAAAUUGGCACAGAAUGGCUGCCUUUGUGAAAUGGACCCCAAGACAGGGUCAACUUGUUCAAUUACCAGGGCAAUUUCAAGUCAACGUUUAGCAUUUUACCUUCUUUUUGUAGUUCCCCCGCCAUCUUUAAACUUCAAUAGCUGCCUCUGGUGUCAUGUACAUCCCAAAAAUCCAAAUUGCUAAAUUUACACUAAAAUAGCCAAGAUGUGACCAUCUCCAAGCUGGAGAAUCCUUACAAAUUAAAUCAGCCAUCGCAGUUUGAAAAUAUAAUAAGAAAACCGUUUCUGUUGCAUUCAAGCCCGUUUUCAUCAUUACUUUAGUUUUAGCAUUAAACGGAAUGCAUUCAUAGUUAUCUUUCAUGUAAAAUUCAGAGAAUUUAGGGGAUUACUAAGAAGCCCAUCUAUCCUCUUCCAUUUUAUUUAGUCACUUUACCUCAAGCAUUAAAAAAAAGAGAUAAAACAUACCAAAUGUCACCUAAUUAGAAAUUAGAAUUAGAAAUUAUAUCCCUGUAUGUUAUGUUUUUGCAAGUAUUUAUCCAAUUGCAGUUUAAACAUCUGUAUAGACUCUGAUAAAACCACCUCUUCAGGCAGAGAAUUCCAUAUCCUUAUUGCUCUAAUUGUAAAAAAAACAAAACAUUUUCUUUGCCUUAGAUGAAAUCUCCUUUCUUCCAGCCUAAAUGUGUGACCUCGUGUCCUAUGUAUAGCCCUGUUUAUGAAUAGAUAUCCAGAUAAAAGUUUGUACUGGCCCCGAAUAUAUUUGUAUAAUGUUAUCAUAUCCCCUCUCAGGCGCCUUUUUUCCAAACUAAACAGAUUUAAAUUUGUUAACCUUUCUUUUUUUCAAUGUCUUAAUUUUUAUUGUUUUUGUGCGAUGUCGCACUGACAACAAGUAAAGGGGGUACAGAAAGGAAAAAGGGGAAGGGGUAACAAUGAGUUGACACAAUCUUCUGUUACAUUACAAAGCUUUAGCACAGUUGACAUCAUGCGAAGGAUGAUAUAUCUAACAACAAUUACAUUCCAAUAUGAGGUUACUGAUUAGGUCUAGAAUCUACCAAUUUCAAUGGAGGCUAACGUGAGUAUCGAGGGAGAACUUGGAGGGUUCGCCUGCCUGACCUGAUUAGCUCACGAAGCGGGAAGAGCACCCCUCCUCCCCUACCAGCUGAGGGCCCUCAACCUGGAACGCUGUGUGCACGUCUACUUGGGUAUUGGGUGGUCUGCGAGUGCUCUCAUCUAGAGUAUUUGUGUCACUGAACGAGGUGUCCCUCCCUCUACUCCUCAGUCCUCUAUUUACUGGAGCGUGUUGACACCAGCUUACCCAUAGUUUUGUGUGUUUGUCCACCUUGGAGCGCAGCCGGAAUGCGAGACGCUCAUGUUCGUAUGUCGUGUGGACUCUCUGUUUCACCUCUUGAAUGUUGGGGGGAUCUUGGUUUUUCCAUCUGCUAGCUAUACUAGUCUUGGCGGCUAACAGUAUGUGGUAGAUAACCACCUUGUGUGGCGAGACCAGUGUUCCUGCGUGAAUGUGUAAAAGAUAGCAUUCUGGGCGGAGCGGGAUGGAGUUCCCUGUAAUUUCUUGUAUUAAAUUACUAACCUGUUGCCAAAAUUGAGUAAGUAUCGUGCACUCCCAAAAGACAUGGAGUAAGGUGCCCACCUCGACUCCACAUCUCCAACAUUGUCGUGGAACAGUAGGAUAUAUUUGGGCCAGGCGGGAUGGGACUAGGUACCAUCUCAUCAGUAAUUUACUAAAGCUCUCCCAAUGUGAUAGGCUGUGCGAUGAGGCACGUGUGUUUUGGAUUACCUGUAACCACAUGGGUAGGGGGAAUGUGUUGUUUAGGUCUCGUUCCCAUUUUAACAUAUAGCCAUGUUUAGUGGUCCUAUCUACAAUUUGUUAACCUUUCUUCGUAACUAAAAUGCUCCAUUCUUUUUAUCAAUUUUGUAGCUCGUCUCUGCACUUUUUCUAGUGCCAUGAUAUCCUUCUUUAGAACAGGUGCCCAAAAAUACACAGAAACAAACGUAAUUUUAACUCCUAAAUGACAGUGAAUUAAAGAGUGAAACUUCAGAGGUAUGAUCUCUACACAAACACUGCUUAAUUAAGCUAAAGUUGUUUUGGUGUCCCUUUAAUAGGUGGAUAACUUUGUGAUUCAUCAGCUGUGGUUGUAAUAAGGUUGGUUUUUUUCAUGGUUCGAAGACUAAUCCCACCAACAAAACAUUAAUUUUAUAAAUUCACACCCAGCACAAGGCCAUCACAACAAGUCAACUCAGUUGGAAGAUAAUUAAGAUUUUCUUUUUUGAGAUAGGUUUUUUUUUUUAUGACAGAUUAAUAUGGAAAUACAUUAAGCAAUAUGUGUUUUGCUAAAAUGAAACCAGCACUAUGAGUCAUUCUUCCAAUGACAUUUAGACUCAGUUAGUCAAGGAUCUAAGUCGUGCAGGUUUGAAUCAAUGACAUAUUAUCCCAUCUGGAUUCAUAUGGCUCCUGAAGUUAAAGAAAUGAAAUCAUUAUGCAAUACAUCUGAUCAAUUUUACUUGUGAAUCUCUUUUAAAUGUUCAGAAUGUGUCAUUUUUAGAACAACCUCUUAAAGAAUCUGAAUAUACAUAAAUAAAAUCUGUUGCUAUAUGAAAAUUAUGGAUUAAAGUGUUGUAACUCAUUAGUGGCCACAAUAAGAUAAUUUGGGGUGAAUUUCUAUUAUGUAUGGAACUUCAGAUUUUUAACUCUUUUUUUUUUUUUUUUUUUUUUAAUCAAGUAUACCUGAAACAUUUACAGAAUUUCAAAUACCCCCUAUGAUAUGACCAAAACUUAGAGGGACACUAUAGGCACCCAGACCACUUCAGCUCAUUGAAGCUGUCUUGGUAUAGUGUCCCUAUUGCCCUUUAUCCUAAAGUGUAAAACGUUGCAGUUUUAGAAAAACUGCAAUUAUUACAUUGCAGCACAAAGACAGCCUUGAGUGGCUAUCUACCAGACAGUCACUAGAGGCACAUUCGGAUCUUACCAGUCUUAACGUCACUUAACUGACGCUGGAUAUCCUCACGCUCUGCAGUAGGACAUCCAGCAUCAGUUAAAUCCCCAAAGAAAAGCAUUGAGGCAAUGCUUUCCUAUGGGGAGGGUCUAAUGCACUCACCGCGCAUGCGCAUUAGCUCUACCCCUCGUGAGAUGACAUACGAGGAGGCGAAGCGCCGACUCAGCGAAGAGGGAGAUCGGCACUGGCAUCGGGUAAGUGAUUUAAAAUUGGUUUUAACCCUUUAUUGGCUGGGGUCUGCGAGGGAGAGGGGAGGCAAAAGGAACUAUAGUGAUAGGAAUACAGAUUUGUAUUCCUUACACUAUAUUAUCCCUUUAAACACCAUCAUUUUUAGACAAGCCAUAAGAAUUUAUUGAUUGUGGAAGCUUUUACAAAAUAGAUCAAGUUAUAGGUGAUUUACAGUUUUAUUCAAUUGUGUAAAUGCCAGAGAAAUUAUGGUUCCCUUGUAAUCCCAGAUAAUUUAUUAAGAAUUAACUCAGCAACAUUCCUGACACUGUAUUAUUGUUUGUACUAACAACAUUGUAUGUGAUCAGCUUCGCUCAAAUAAAUGAAUAAAAUAAUGGCUCAUAAUUAAGUUCUAGUGAAUGCUCAGCUAUAACAGCUGCUGUUAUAAACAGUUUAAGCCUUUCUUGCAAUCACUUAGGCUUUGCUGAUAACCAGUGCAACUAUGAAAUAUGGUAGGACUGUGGUAUACUAGAUCAAUGAACCAGAAGCCGCAGUAAGAUAAGGCUCUAGACAUGAAAUGAAGUGUGACUGAACUGAUACCAAGAUAGAUUGGACAAAGAUAACUGGAAACAGGACUGGCCUUGACAUAUGUUGUUAGAAAAAUGACUAGCGUUGGUUAGAUUGUGCUCAAACACAACAAUAUUUGCUAGAGACAAAAUUGAACUUGAUUGGAAAAUAAUAUACUGACAGGUGACCGAAGAUGCUUUGGUCUAAUGAAUAUGCUUUGGUUUGGGUAGAACAAUUGAAAGGGUUCACAUACUAAGUUAAAUGGUUUUGUAUACGACAUAUCAGAAAUACAUGAUUGGUAGAGGAUUUUACAUAGUCAAUAAAAUGUUGAGCAUAUUGGAGUUAUCAACAGACUGGUGAAGACUUACCUCUCUCACGUCUUCUCAGGAUAAGUCACUAGAAUGCGUUGUUUAGUGCAACCUGGAAAGUUAUUGACAAGGACCUGCAAACAGGACCGAAUUAAACAUCUCCGCUGCCUUAAGGCGUUAGUGUGUGUAUGACUGGAUGGAUGAAUGUGAGUAGUUUGGGGUAUGACUGCAUGGUGAAUAUGACUAGGUGGGUGAUUGGAUGGCAAUACGUUCAAGGUGGUUGGCAUUAGGUGACAUGUUAGUGUGUGUGAAUGUGACAGGGUAUGUAAGGUGGGACUGGGAGGUAAGAUUGGACUAUCUGACUGGGUGGAUAGGGGAAUAUGAUCAGUUCAGAGUAUGCUUAAGAGGCUGAAUGGCAGUGUGUAUGUAAGAGAAUAUUUGUGUGAAGUGUUAGAGAGUGCAUGUGGGGUGUAUUUGUGUAGAGUGCUAGUGUGUGAAUAUAGUGGUGUGUUUUAUAGAGUGACAGUGUGUGCAUGCUGGACCAUUUUUAUGUGAUGUGUUAGUGUGCAUGUGUAGGCAUUUACUGUGCAUGUAUAGGUGUGUUAAUGCACUGUGUUUCCAAUUCCCAUUUGGCCAUUUUUAUCUCUUUAUUCAUCUAUCUCUCCCUCACAUGUGUUUCUCUCCACCCAUCCCCUUCUUCGCAUUACCCUCCCUUUCUAUAAUAGUACUCUCUUCUCGUUCCCCACUUUUCCUUACUAGUUCCCCCCUCUUUCCCCAUCCCUCAUUUGUCCCUCUCUUCUUUCCCAAUUACACACUUGUACCCAUCUUCCUUCCUCCGUUUCUCACUUGUUCCCCUCUUCUUUGUUCCCAUCCUUAACCUGAUCCCCUCUUAUCUCCUUCUUAAAUCACCUGUUCUACUCUUCCACCCUGCUUUCACCUGUGCCCUGUAAUCUCCCCUUUCAAUCACUUGUUCUCCUCGUAUGUCCCCCCUUUCCCAGUUUUUCACUACUAGUCUUACCUCCUUCCCCUGUGUCUCUCUUCUAAAUUUCCCCCUUGCCCAGCUGUGUGAGGGGAGGUUCAGCAGUAACUGCAGGAGGUUCAGUGGGUCGAGGGUGGGUUAUGUUGCUGAUAUCAUCUCUGCACGCUCUUCUGCAGUUUCUUCGGCUCACUGUGGGGGAGAGAGAACCUGUAACCGAGGGUGCUGGAAAGAGGUAUUUCACUAUGGGAAAUCUGGCCAUUCCUGCAAGGCUAGGCUUAGACAGUAUAUGAUGGGAACACCCCCCAAUUAGAAUGAAAUGUUAGUAACAAUACACAUUUCAAACGCACUGUGACAAUAACAAACAAAUUUCAAGAGUACUGUGACAUAAUGACUGACAUCAAGAGCCAAGUGCUACAUCCUUUAAAUCUACCUAUGCAUGUGAAUCUGAAAACUCUACAAAUGGACAUGAGAGCCCUGAACGCUAAUGAGAAUAAAACCAGGUAAUGGUGGUGAGCCUCUCUAGUGUCUGUGAACUGUUGUCCCCGUUGGCAAACUAAUGGCAAAAUACACAUGCAAAAACCAUAGUAUAUGCAUCUGUAAUCAGCAAUCUUUUCCUGUAGUCCUGUAGAUGAAUGAGAUGCGACUGAAUAUUUUAGUUGCAGAAUGUAUGUUUUGCAAAGCUUGGACAUUUUGUAUAACGCAUAUUAAACAAGGCGAAUUAACUUACUUUAAGACAUUAAUAUCCAUCUAGGUUGUCUAGUUGCCAAGAGGGAGUCGGGACCCAUUCAUUUCAUAACUGAUAAGAAAUGAACUGCAUAUAGAGUGAGACUCCAACAUGAAAUAUAUUUAAUACUCUCUAAAUGAUGAAAUGUAUAUAUAUUUUUUUAUUUCAUGUAUUCAUUUUCUUGAGUCAUUUUCUCUUUCCUUUUUUUAGCUACCUGAAAUGACUCAUAUUCAGACGCAAAGGCCAUGGUUAAUGUUUUUCCUGCAAAAUCUAGGACUUCUUCUUGGAUGGCUGUGCCUGUUGAUGUUGGCAAUUUAUGAACAUAAAAUUAAACUAUAGUUUGGCAGCAGACGCAAACUGUGAAUAUUUUAUUCAAUUAAUAUGUACAGUUUCAUUCGUGCUCCAAACAUGUCUUUUUAGCAGGAUUUUAGCCUACAAUUUCUUAGCAUCGUUUGAACAAGUUGAUAAACAUCCAAUUUAUUUGCUACAGUUUUUUGCCAUUUUUUUAAAUAAAUAAAUAUGUCACAAC
This is a messenger RNA of Pelobates cultripes (western spadefoot toad), 39464 nucleotides long. Lineage: Eukaryota; Metazoa; Chordata; Amphibia; Anura; Pelobatidae. The record is from the annotation of a GenBank genome assembly.